CGUCGCCACGCACGUGCGUGCCCGCGAGUCUAACGUACGUUUUGCGUAUCGCGGUCGUACGUCGUGUCCCGCGGACGACCGGGCCCGGCCGCCCACCUGUUCGCCGAUUCCGCGGUGACACGGCCGCGCGCGCCAACGUGACGCGCGCGCCGAAACUAAACGCGCCCCGGAACGGUUUGCCGACCGAUCGAGCGUGUCGCUCCUCCCCGCCCGUCGCGUUGCGAUGACGAGCGUCUCGGCGAGAUGACCCCCCACGAACCAACAACAUCACCCCACCCCGCCAACCCGCGAUAAACGCCUCCCCUCCUCGUCCGCCGACACGCCUAUCGUGCGUGCGCGUUUUCCUUAGAACUCGCGCGUGUCGUCGGCGGUCCGUUAUCGCCGUGUCCUCCCUCCCCUGUGCAAACCUCGUCAUCCUCCACGAUGUUUUGUUGUCGUCCGCCGACGGGAGGGGCGUGAUAACGGCGGAAAACGCGCGGGAAAACGACCGACAGCGUAACACCUGCCCCGCCGACCGCGGUGUCGUAAUAACUGUUGUUUUCGCGGAAACGAGAGACCGCGAACGCGUGUUCCCAUAACCUUGGCGGGACUACUGUGUCAGCCGAAGCCCGCCGCGUGAUGGGCGACCUGCAGCAUUUCUGCCUGCGCUGGAACAACUACCAGAACAGCAUUACCACAGCGUUCGAGAACCUGAGGGACGACGAAGACUUCAUCGACGUGACGUUAGCAUGCGACGGCAAGAGUCUGAAGGCCCAUCGAGUGGUCCUGUCCGCGUGCAGUCCCUACUUCAGAGAGCUGUUAAAAAGCACGCCAUGCAAACACCCGGUAAUCGUAUUGCAAGACGUCGUGUUCGACGACUUGCAAGCACUGGUUGAGUUCAUUUACCACGGCGAAGUAAACGUUCACCAAAGGAACUUGAGUUCGUUCCUGAAGACCGCCGAAGUGCUCAGGGUCAGCGGGCUCACGCAGCCGUCAGACUCGUCAGCCAACGACCAUUCCGCAAGACAGUCUUCGCAGACGCCGCCAGCGGAGAACACGUUCCUGUCGCUCGCCGCACAGGCGGCCGAGGGCAGAGUGUCGCCGCACGUCAGACAGAGAAAAGGAUUCCCGCAGCAAUCGCCGUCGUCCAUACCUUCGCCCCGUUCAAAGGAAAAUUCGCCGAUACCGUUGAAACGCAACAACAAGACGUCGUCGAACCCGUCCUCGGGCGCCGGCGGCAUGGACCUUUCCGAGAGAACGUCCCAACACAGUCCCAGCUCGGCGGGCAGCCGGCCCAACUGCAACGACGACGAUGAUGCGGGCGAACGGUCCGACGGUAGCGGAGGCGGUGGAGGCGGCGGCGGCGGCGGCGGUGGCGGAGGCGGCACCAACGGCAACAGUAACGGUUUGCAUCACCACGACGAACCACCGAUGGACUACUCGCGGACGCACCACCAGCACCAGCAGGUCCCGAUACAGCACCACCAAACGACGGUGCAACAGCAGCAGCAGCAGGACACCGCGCAGAAUCUAAUAUCGCGCAAGUCACCGCCCGAGGUCAAGUCCGAGCCGAUGGACACCACCACCGCGUCGGCCGCGGCCGUCAACAGUAGCAUACCGUACGCGGACGACAGCAACGACUCGGCCGCCGACUUCACCGGCGUCCAUCCGGCCAUCGGCAUGUCCGAGCCGGACGACACGUCGUACCAGAGCCACCACUCGUACCUGGACAGCAAGUUCUUCGCGGCCGCCGGUGCCACGUUCAACUUCAGCAUGGCCGCGGCCAUGGCAGCCGACUCGUUAGCAGGUCUCAACAAUCACAACCACUCCAGUGUGAUGGAUACUCUGGGAGGCUCCAGUUCUCAAGACUGGUCAGAGGCUGGUGGAGGAGUUGGCGGCGGGGGCGCGGAGACGCUGUCCUGUUUCGUAUGCGGCAAGCGCCUGAGCACCAGGUUGACGUUGAAGCGGCACAUCGAACAGCAGCACAACCAGCCUCUGCACUCGGCCGUCUGCAACGUGUGCAACAAAGUGUUCCGCACGCUCAACAGCCUCAACAACCACAAGAGCAUUUACCACCGGAAGCCCAAAGCGUACAAAUCGUCCGGCGGCGGAAACGGUGGCGCUGCCGCCGCCGCCGCUGCUGCUACGAAAAACCUGCCGCCCCUGACCAUGUGGUACAACAGCAACUGACACAAGCUGCAGAGGAGCGCCUAAAAUCCAAAGAACAAACAACGAUCACAUCUCUCUACGGCGUUCCACCCUUGAAGCCUUCGGGUCGUUCGCGACUCCGCCGACACUCCGAUUCGUAACGAUUACAUGUAUUUAAGUAUAUCAGAACACCUCCUGUACGCGCACACCACCGAUAGCUGCUACGCUACUAGUACUACUUCUUACUUUUGCUGUCGUCCGACUCCACUAUUGGUCUAUAUUGGUCUUGGUAAUAGCGUACUGUGCAGUGGCGACCGUCGUCGUGCCCUCCUCUGCUCUCGUCAUCAUCGUCGUCCGUCCGCCGCCCGCCAUUGCACCGCAAAAUAGGACGAAAAAAACAGGAAACAAAAAUGAAAAAAAAAAAAAAACAGUAUUAAUUUAAU
Molecule: messenger RNA, 2570 nt
Organism: Sipha flava (yellow sugarcane aphid)
Lineage: Eukaryota; Metazoa; Arthropoda; Insecta; Hemiptera; Aphididae
Product: broad-complex core protein-like
Exons: 8
Coding region: 619-2169 (516 amino acids)
Biological process (GO): regulation of transcription by RNA polymerase II
Cellular component (GO): nucleus
Molecular function (GO): protein binding
Source: RefSeq, a predicted model, not a curated record